Molecule: messenger RNA, 1119 nt
Organism: Rubroshorea leprosula
Lineage: Eukaryota; Viridiplantae; Streptophyta; Magnoliopsida; Malvales; Dipterocarpaceae
Source: the annotation of a GenBank genome assembly
UGUAUCUUGUGUAAAAGGGAUAAAUUUGCUCACAGUUGGAGGAUCCCCAUCAACUACUGCAGUGCUCUUUAUCCACAUUGCAGAACUCAUCUUCAUCUGCAUCUUUUGGCUUACACAGUUAUACUAACCAUUCAUCUACUGGAAGUUUCUCUGCCAUCUCCAAAUUGUUGCUGCCAUGAACCUGAUCAUUCUCUCUGUUCUUUCGUCUUUCUUCAUUUUGUCAGUGUCUUUGAGACCCGAGCCUCCAAAAAACAAUGCUCAGAUCACCGUAAUGGGGUUUGUUUAUUGUGACAUAUGCUCCAACAACACUUUCUCCAGGCACAGCUACUUCUUACCUGGUGCUGAAGUCCAGUUAGAUUGUACAUUCAGAGCAGUUUCGCCAAAAACCAGAGAGCAGAUAGCAUUUUCAGUGAACAGAACUACAGAUAAAUAUGGGGUUUACAGGUUAGAAAUUCCAUCAGUUGAUGGGAUUGCAUGCGCGGAGGCCGCCAUUUCGUCCUCCUGCCUGGCAAGCUUGGUGGGUAGUUCUUCUACUUCAUGCAAUGUUCCUGGAUACAGAAGCACCACAGAUGAGAUAGCAAUCAAAUCCAGGCACCCCAAUCUCUGCAUCUACAGCCUCAAUGCAUUGAAUUUCAGACCAUCUAAGAGAGAUGUUACCUUGUGUGGUGGAAACUAAGAGGGGACUUCUCAAGUUCAUUCUGCCUUACGCCAUCCAUAUGGUCCCAUGGAAGGUCCUUUGCAUUUCCCAGUCUGCACAUAAUACAAGAAAUGGAGUACCUUUGAUACCCUCUUACCUUACAUCUUUACUUUACCUUUGCAUAAUUUCUUAAUUAUAUGCUUUCAGAUACUUUGUGCAUAGAAUGCAAAUCAAGUAUGUGGUAAACUUGGUGUUACAUACUUCAAUUCAGAUUUGGCCUUUAGUUUUACUUUUCUACAAUACAUGUAUAAGGCGGUAAUUAUGGAUGGAAUGGUCAAAAGCAUAUUUUGUAUUGAUUAGCAUUGUACACUUUCCUGUAUUUUCUCUUAUUUCAUUUUCUGUUAGUGUGGUUGUAGGCAAACUUUCAGUACUCUAGUUGUAUAUAGAUGUAAUGCCAUUUAUAAUGAAAUUAUUGCAUUCUA